This is a messenger RNA of Balaenoptera ricei (Rice's whale), 1367 nucleotides long. It is a transcript of the gene ANKRD33, whose product is annotated as ankyrin repeat domain 33. Bases 31 to 1293 code for a protein of 420 amino acids. Lineage: Eukaryota; Metazoa; Chordata; Mammalia; Artiodactyla; Balaenopteridae. The transcript is spliced from 6 exons. Gene Ontology annotation, molecular function: protein binding. The record is from RefSeq and is a predicted model, not a curated record. Gene Ontology annotation, biological process: negative regulation of transcription regulatory region DNA binding; negative regulation of transcription by RNA polymerase II.
GGAGGGGAGACUCGCCUUCUUGCCCCCAGGAUGGAAGAGGAGGAGCUGAUGUUGCAGAAAGGAGGGCUGGACGUCUCUGAGGCCCUGUCCCGCCCCGAUAAUGAGACCUUUACCCCAAGCUGCACGCUGGGCGCCCUGUACUGGGCCUGUUUCCGCAAUGACACUGCCCAGCUCCAAGCCAUGCUGGAUGAUGGGGUCUCUCCAGAGGAGGCCACCCAGGUGGACAGCAAUGGGAGGACAGGCCUCAUGGUCGCAUGCUACCACGGCUUCCAAAGUGUUGUGGCCCUGCUCAGCCGCUGUCCUUUCCUGGAUGUGAACCAGCAGGACAAAGAAGGAGACACAGCCCUCAUGCUGGCUGCCCAAGCAGGCCAUGUGCCUCUGGUGAGUCUCCUGAUCAACUACUAUGCUGGCCUUGACCUGGAGCGCCGGGACCAGCGGGGGCUAACUGCGCUGAUGAAGGCCGCCAUGCGGGACCGCUCCGAAUGCAUGGCUGCCCUCCUCAUGGCAGAAGGCUGCCACAGAGGGGCCCCAGCUUCCAGCUGCAACAGGAUGGGACUCUGUGGCUUUGCAUGUGCUGACCUGACUACAGUGGAUCCUGUCCGGGGCAAGACAGCCCUGGAGUGGGCAUUUCUGACCGACAGCUUCGACACGGUGCAAAGGAUCCAGCAGCUGCUGCGGCGGCCCCAAGUGGAGCAGCUCAGCCAUCAUUACCAGCCUGAGUGGCCAGCCUUGCCCGGCCUUGUGGCCCAGGCCCAGGCUCAGGCCGCCCCGUCUUUCCUAGAACGACUUCAGGCCACCUUGAGCCUCCCCUUUGCGCAGUCUCCUCAGGAGGGGGGUGUCCUGGACCACCUUGUGACCGUCACGACCAGCCUGGCGAGUCCUUUCCUCACCACUGCCUGCCACACCCUGUGCCCUGACCACCCACCUGCACUGGGCACCCGAAGCAAGUCUGUGCCAGAGCUGCUAGGCACUGCCCCGCCCCCUCCCCCAGUACCCCAACUCCCCCAGGAAGUCCCUGGCCCCCGGGUCUUCAUCCCCUACCAGAGCCCUCAGGGUGUAUUGAGCAUGUGCCAUCAGUGGCUCCAGCCCAGAGAUAGUACCAGCCCCAGGCCCCAAGCCCCUAAGAUCCUCCUCUCCAAGGCACCCUCAUCUGGCAUUCAGUGGAAGCCAGAGCCCAGGUCUGCAGGGAAUCGAAGGCUGUCCCUUCCUGUCUGGAGAUACCAGGAGCUCAGGAUGGAGAGGAGGAGGCAGGAGGAGGCCAGGUUGGCACAGAGCCAGGGGACAACGGGAUAGGCCGGGCUGGGAACAGGUAAUCAGGCCGCUCCCUGAGGCUCCUUUGCCCUCUAGAGCCCCUUCUGCCUUCCCAU